AUGUAUCAUCCCAACCAGUCGCGCAAGGAAAUCAAUGCGCACACAGCCACUCCUGAAUAUUUCUAUGUGGACCACCGAACCGGAUUUGUGCCGCCACGGAUGCCUCUGUGCAGGCUUUCUGCUGAAUGGGAAGCAUGGGAGGUUACUUUAGAAUUUGCAAAGGCACAGAAACUCAAGACGACUGAACAGGCCUUAUCGUUGGAUCCUCAACAGAAAACAGUCGAGGAGGAGAAAGCUCGAGCAUGGAGGAAGACCGUUGAGAAGAUGCCAGUUUUAUCUGUCAAAAAUUUUAAAGGAUGCGAAAGAGAGCUGAGACGAGCACAUCUUGUCCUUGCUUUUAUGGUUCAGUUCUAUACACAUACCACUCCCUCAAGGGAGCCCAUCACCGUUCCUCGGUCGCUCACCGUCCCUCUCCUCCGAGUCUCUAGGCAACUUCAGCACGCCCCUUAUAUUACCUAUUCUGAUCACGCUCUUCAUAACUGGUCUCACAGAGAACCACGCGAAGAAGGAGCCCUUCCGACAAGCGAUAACCUCCAGACCCAGACCACGUUUACUGGUACCCCUGAUGAGAACGAGUUUCAUAUGACAGACAUUCGCAUAGAACUGAAAGGCGCCGAAGCUGUUGAGUUGAUGAGGUUAGCCAUGGAUGAGAUUGUAGGUAACGAUGAUCCGGAUGUUGGGCGAAUUACGAGGUACCUCAAAGGAGCGGCUGCUGUUAUUGAGCAGAUGAAAGAUGUUCUGAUGAGUACUAAAAAACUAGUGAGACCUGAAGUAUUCUACGAGGAAAUCAGUCCUUGGCUUACGGGGGCUGACGUUGAUCCUUACAACCGAAAAUGGGCGUGGGAAGGUAGCGAGGAAGUUGAGGGCUCGGCAGAAAUGCUGACAAAUAUCAGUGGCCCGACUGCAGCCCAGAGCCCCCUGGUCCCCACUCUAGACGCAUAUCUCGGUUUAGUGGAGGACGAGAGCAAGAGCGCUUUCCUGGAUCGCGUUCGGAUUUACAUGAAUCACAACCAUCAGGCGUUUCUUCAGCACCUUCGAUCAAAUGGUCGUCCAGUUCGUUCCUUCGUUCAGAGAAUAUCUAGGGAGCAGGGUGCGGAUUCGCCUGCUGUGGCCGCAUAUGAUGCUGCUAUCAACGCGAUGAAGGGUUUUAGAGAUGCACACCUCAUUAUCGUGACAUUGUAUGUCAUAAUUCCUGCCAGACAAGCCAAAGCGAGGGCUGGAAACUCUGGGAUGAGUGUCACUAUGUCAGCUGAACCAUCUGGUACCGACGCUGGGCCAGUGGGGAAGAUGCAAGACGAAAGGUCGGCGAAUGGUGUUCCCGGAAAAGGUGGCAGAUCAACUGGGAAGGCAGCAGCGAAAGAUAGUCAAGGGUUCCAGCUGAUGAAAUUUUUGAAGGGAUUUAGGGACCAGACAUAUCGUGGUCGUGUCGGUUAA
Penicillium cosmopolitanum is the source of this 1434-nucleotide messenger RNA. Its product is annotated as indoleamine 2-3-dioxygenase. The transcript has 2 exons. The record is from RefSeq and is a predicted model, not a curated record. Bases 1 to 1434 code for a protein of 477 amino acids. Gene Ontology annotation, biological process: 'de novo' NAD+ biosynthetic process from L-tryptophan. Gene Ontology annotation, molecular function: indoleamine 2,3-dioxygenase activity; heme binding; metal ion binding. Lineage: Eukaryota; Fungi; Ascomycota; Eurotiomycetes; Eurotiales; Aspergillaceae. Gene Ontology annotation, cellular component: cytoplasm.